Molecule: messenger RNA, 954 nt
Organism: Pneumocystis jirovecii RU7
Lineage: Eukaryota; Fungi; Ascomycota; Pneumocystomycetes; Pneumocystales; Pneumocystaceae
Exons: 8
Coding region: 1-954 (317 amino acids)
Biological process (GO): proteolysis
Molecular function (GO): aspartic-type endopeptidase activity; protein binding
Source: RefSeq, a predicted model, not a curated record
AUGUGGAAUACAUUAGACCCAGAAAUAUUAAGACUUCGGCUGCUUUUAGAGCCACAUUUUUUGGAGAUGAUACAUCAAACUCAUCCAGAGCUUGCAGAUGCAGCUGUCAAUGAUCCUGAAACAUUUAAAAAAAUGGUACAGAAUUUGUACAUGAGCAAGGAAAACCUUGAGAUUGAGAGGCAGAGAGAAAUUAGUGCACUAAACGCUGAUCCAUUGAAUGUUGAAGCACAAGCAAGGAUUGAAGAAAUUAUACGCCAAGAAGCAGUGAUGGAGAACUUAGAGAACGCCAUGGAGUAUCAUCCCGAAAGUUUUGGUCGUGUAACAAUGCUUUACAUAAAUGUUGAGAUUAAUAAACAUAAAGUAAAGGCAUUUGUUGAUUCAGGGGCACAGAAUACUAUAAUGAGUCCAUCAUGUGCAAAAGCGUGUGGAAUUAUGCAUUUAAUUGAUAAACGGUUUUCUGGUAUAGCUAAAGGGGUAGGCAUGGCAAAUAUCAUUGGACGUGUUCAUAGUGCCCAGAUUAAAGUAGGGCCAUUAUUUUUAGCAUGUAGCUUUACAAUUAUAGAAGGAAAAGAUAUCGAUAUUUUAUUUGGACUUGAUAUGCUUAGAAGUCAUCAAGCAUGCAUAGAUUUAAAAAAAAAUGCUCUUAUUAUUAACGACGCUAUUAUUCCUUUUUUAUCAGAAUCUGAACUCCCUGAUAGUGCUAAAGUGGAUGCGAUUUAUGUUCCUGAACCGGGAUCUUGCGAUAGACAGUCUAAAAUUACUAGUACUGUAGAACAGCCAGCAAUUCAGGGCAGCAGUUGUGUUCCUGAUUAUUUAAAUCAUAAAGAACAAUCAAAAUUUCCCGAAAAAGAUAUCCGUCAGCUUGAAGCUUUAGGAUUUUCAAGAGAAGAAGUAAUACAAGCGCUUGAAGCAGCUGAUGGCGAUGUUUCUAUGGCUGCUAAUUUUUUAUUUUGA